GACUCNAAUCCAACGGAACGACUUCUAAACCUACUACCGCUGGCAUAAAUCCUAGUACAACCAAAGACAAGAAAAUGACAAGGCCACUAUCAGCACCUCUUUCUAAAGCAGCACCCAACACCACAACAAAGUCUCAAAGUGCAAGACCAUCAACAGCAAGACAACCGGAAAAGGCUGGCGGCAAAGCGCCUUCAGUUGUGAAGUCUUCUCGCGAUUCAGUAUCAAAACCCAGCUCUAAAACAACAGCCAGACCCACAGUAAAACAAACAACAGCGCCAUUAAAUGGUAAAGCUAGACCAGCUAGUGCUCUGUCAACUAAACAAAAGCCACCUACAGGCUCCACAAGGCCAAAACGUGAGUCUAAAGGAAAUGCUAAAAAUCYUGUGUCCUUAAAAGAUGUUAAGCCUGUUCCUAAAGCAGAGACAUCCGCUGAUUCGGAAAAYGUGGAGAAGUCGUGUGAUCCACAAUCCAAAGUYASURACAUAGAAUCUGGUGUAGGCAACAAUGUUGGCGAAAAAAGUGAAACUGUAACAUAAACUGUAAAGAGCAACGAGUUUCUGCAGAACUCCUUUUUUUAGAAAGGGAUUUAAAUUUCGUGCAUGCGUCAAAGACUGGCAGCUAAUAUUAUUCAAGGUUCUGAAACCAACUAGAAUACAGUAUUUUCUAAAUAAUAGGACUUUUAUUAAGUCUUCUUAAAAGAAGUAGCGCCGAGAUAGUAUAACAAUGUCGUCAUAAAAUAAAGCACAAAAAAUGUACGAAAUUCAUAAAUUAAAUUUUUCAAUGUGUUGGUAUAAUAAAAUAUUUGUUUAACUAGAACUACUUUAGUUGUCAGUUAAUAACCUUGGUACAUCAGCUACGAUGCAAUUCAAUAUACGUUGAAGGGCUCCAGUGUAGAGUGAACGCACUUAAUCCUUGAACUGAUUUAGCUAGAUUUUUAUACUUUUUGUGAAAUUUAGUAAAUAGAUUCAUAAAGAACUAUGGUGAUCUUCAAAGGAUUUGCACGGCAGCUUUAAUACAAAUUUAUGGUAUUUUGAUUUUGUACAUUUCACGGAUUAAUGCGUUCACUCCAGCCGUCCAUAUUUCCUAUCUUUUUCAAGUCUUUCAAUAUUUUUUUGAUUGUCACACAUUUCACUAUAAUUUUUAUGAAAAAGUAUUAUUUGUGACAAAUUAAAACCUGAUUGAAU
This is a messenger RNA of Exaiptasia diaphana, 1184 nucleotides long. Its product is annotated as ADP-ribosylation factor GTPase-activating protein glo3-like. The coding region runs from base 75 to 536 and encodes 153 amino acids. The transcript has a single exon. The record is from RefSeq and is a predicted model, not a curated record. NCBI's taxonomy places the organism in Eukaryota, Metazoa, Cnidaria, Anthozoa, Actiniaria, Aiptasiidae.